This is a messenger RNA of Archocentrus centrarchus (flier cichlid), 1639 nucleotides long. RefSeq names its product SDE2 telomere maintenance homolog (S. pombe) (gene sde2). The record is from RefSeq and is a predicted model, not a curated record. Lineage: Eukaryota; Metazoa; Chordata; Actinopteri; Cichliformes; Cichlidae. Gene Ontology annotation, cellular component: nucleus. The transcript has 9 exons. Bases 77 to 1342 code for a protein of 421 amino acids.
CAAGCAGCAGAAGAAGAAGAAGCCGAAAAAGAAGACGAAACACACGAAAAAGAACUACGCAGGCGUACUGUACAUCAUGGAGGUGCUGGUGAACGCUCCGGGUAUUAGAGCUUCUACCUGCGUGUUUCCGGCCGGUUCUGUGGUCCAGCACGUCCUAGACCGGCUUGCCCCGUUACCGCAGGAUUUCUAUGUCAUCAGAGACGGACGGCGGGCACACCUGGAUGAUCCCCUGCAGCAUGGAGCUGUCUAUCACCUGGAGCCCCGCCUUCGCGGAGGGAAAGGAGGGUUUGGAUCGAUGCUGCGAGCGCUUGGCGCUCAGAUUGAAAAGACGACCAAUCGAGAGGCCUGCAGGGACCUGAGUGGGCGGAGACUCAGAGAUGUCAACCACGAGAAAGAGAUGGCGGAGUGGCUUAAGAAGCAGGCGGAGCGUGAGGCGGAGAAGGAGCAGCGGCGUCUGGAGCGUCUGCAGAGGAAGCUCAACGAGCCCAAACACCAGUUCAGCGACACCGAGUACCAGCAGCAGUGCCAUGACCUGUCUGAGCGACUCGAGGACUCGGUGCUCAAAGGUCUGCAGGCAUCCUCCAGCGGCCAGGUGAAGGUAGAUGACGUCUCUGGCAACAAGAGGGCAAUCUCUGAUCAAACCGAGGAGCCGGCAAAGAAGAAGUCGAAGAAGACAGGCAGGAGGAGGAGGAGGAGGAGGGGGGGUUCUGGUGAAAGGUUCUGGACAGGGCUGGAGGAGAUGGAAGAGCUGCUGAGCUCAGAGGACGACGAAGCUCCGUCCACAUCCUCCUCCUCGAGCUGUAGAGCUGCUGCCACCGUUACCAUGACAACACGGAGAGAGGAGACAGAGCCUGAGGAGGGCAGCAGCUCCUCCUCAGACAGUCAAAUCAACAGAGCCCCACAAUACUCAGAGGAGACCUCCAGAAAUCAGACUGAGGGACCUUCAGAUGACCAGGACCCUCCAGAAAUUUCAGGAAACCAGAGCGUCCAAACCUCAGAGGUUCAGGACCCUCCUGAAUCUUCUAAAAACGAGAACCCACAGGAGAUCUCCAGAGAACAGACUGAGAGACCCUCAGAGGACCAGGACCCUCCUGGCCUUUCCAAACCAUCAGAGUCCAGUGAGCCAUCUCAGCAGAACCUGGAUUUGUUCUCAGCGUCGUCUGUCCAGCAGCUGGAAGCUCUCGGUUUGGACGUUCUGAAGGAGGAACUGAUGUCUCGGGGGCUGAAGUGCGGAGGAACGCUGUCAGAGCGCGCCGCUCGACUCUUCGCUGUCAGAGGACUGAGUCCAGAUCAGAUAGACCCGGCGCUGCUCGCCAAACCCACAAAGACCAAGAAGAAAUGAGGGAACGUUUCUUUACUUCUUUUCCUUAAGUCCACGGAAGAACGCUCAGGAAGUGGAUCUCAGUCCACUUCCUGUUCUGGAAAGUUCAGUUCAGAAUAAUGAAUAAGAAUAUUUUUAGUUUAUUUUCCUGAUGUGACAUCAGCUGCUAACACCUGUCCGAACCAAUCAGCAAAUCAAGUUUGUAUUUUAUUAGAAGCACUGUCCAAACAGAGAGCACGAUUUUCAGACGUGUGUCUGUCCAGUUUGAAUUUUUAUCUACUUCCUGUUCAGUUUUCAAUAAACGUCUGUGAAACUAAA